CUCCGGCUGUCCCCAUCCCCGUCCCCAUCCCCACGCCCUGCCCUGCCCUGCCCUGCCUGCUCCCUGCUCCCUGCGCUGCACCGGCAGCGAGUUCGCGUUCGAUUUCGGUUCGCUUGCGGUGGUGGACACUUUUCUGGGAACUCUUCCCCCGCUGCCACUCCCAGUGCCAUGCCAUGCCAUGCCAUGCCACUGCCAGUGCUGGCCCGCGCGCACGCCUCUUCUCUGCCCCCGUCCAAUCUUCUCUCGUCCUUCUUCUCUCCCUCAUCCCCCUCCCUCCGUCCCUCCUCCCUCCUCCCUCCUCACUCACCCACUCACCCACUCACCCACUCACCCACUCACCCACUCACUUACUCCUCCAUCCUCCGUAUCGCAGUGCAGCGCACGCAUUUCGCCGUUUGUCACUGCUUCGCUGUCAGUGUCGAACGUGUAACAAAAUUAAUUGUGCGCUCCUCUUCUCUUCUCGCCCCUCACCGCACUACACCGCACCUCACCUCCCGCACUGGCUCGCCUGGACCAGAUCGUCGCACCCAACAUUCUCCCUCCGCCGCCCGCGUUCCAACGGUGGCCUGUCUCCCACGCCCACGCCCACGCCCUCUCGUUCGCUCGCUCGCUACCGCGGAUCCCCAAUCAAAAAAAAUCCAUCAACCCAUCCAUCCACUCUCCAGCGACCCGAGCAACCCCAGGACCAUCCCAGGACCAGAGCACAGGAUUCCCAGGCGACACAAAUCUCCAGCGCCCUCCGUCUGGAAAUCAACCAGCCAUCACGCAGCACCGCCCCCAUGCGGUCAACGACCUUCUGAGCAUUGCACACAUCUCAACAUCAAACACCCGACACCACAUCGAUAUUGCAUCGCUAUCUAUAAUUCCAGCGAGCGAUAUAUAUCCCGGAGCAGAUCGUUCACCGCAGAGGCUGAACGCUGGGUCGAAGCCUGAAAAAGUUGGAUUUGAAAGAAGCAAACACAACAUUGGAACUUCAUGGAGCGGUAAUAACCACGACGAAUCAUUUUUUCAGUGACUGGAUAUCAUUGCCAAUUGUCAGCAUCAUUACGACCAUACGU
Hyaloscypha bicolor E is the source of this 1058-nucleotide messenger RNA. RefSeq lists its product as uncharacterized. The transcript has a single exon. The coding region runs from base 169 to 933 and encodes 254 amino acids. NCBI's taxonomy places the organism in Eukaryota, Fungi, Ascomycota, Leotiomycetes, Helotiales, Hyaloscyphaceae. The record is from RefSeq and is a predicted model, not a curated record.